Messenger RNA from Megalops cyprinoides (Indo-Pacific tarpon), 1059 nucleotides. RefSeq names its product group XIIB secretory phospholipase A2-like protein. The transcript has 4 exons. The coding region runs from base 267 to 875 and encodes 202 amino acids. Gene Ontology annotation, molecular function: calcium ion binding; A2-type glycerophospholipase activity. The record is from RefSeq and is a predicted model, not a curated record. Gene Ontology annotation, cellular component: extracellular region. Gene Ontology annotation, biological process: triglyceride homeostasis; arachidonate secretion; phospholipid metabolic process. Lineage: Eukaryota; Metazoa; Chordata; Actinopteri; Elopiformes; Megalopidae.
AUGAAACUGCAAUGACCUGAGCUCAGUGAGAUAGGAGGUGAUCUUUGUUCCUCCACAGUGGCCCUGCCUUGCUGUCUGUCUGUUUCAGUUACAGGUUGAAGUCCAAGUCUGCGCAUAGGGCCAAUGUAAGAGUGUGCAUGUCUGUGUCUCACUCAUUCUCUCUGUGUUGCUCUCACACUCCUUCUCUGCGUAUCGCUCUGACUCUGCGCUGUCUGUAGCCGGUCGAGUCUCUCUGUCCCUCCUGCCCUCUGUUCCCUGGCUGCGGCAUGCGUCCUCAUAUUCUCCUCCUGAUGUGUCUCGCUCUGCGGGUCACUGUCGCUCAGGACGCUGACCCCGUGGCCCCAGAGCAGGCAGCCAACGGCACGCAGACGGAGGAGGAGGACUCUGACUGGGGGCUGAACUCUAUCCGGGGGAGCUUCGAGGCUGUGAACAGCUACUUCGACUCCAUGCUGGAACUGCUGGGAGGGAGAGACGGAGUGUGCCAGUAUCGCUGCAGAUAUGGAAAGGCUCCUCUUCCUCGGCCCGACUACAAGACACCUGAGCCCGACGGCUGCAGCUCUUACUUCCUGGGCCUGCCCGUACCUGAGGGAGUGGACAUGGGGAUCCCAGCAAUGACGAAGUGCUGUAACCAGCUGGACCUUUGCUAUGACACCUGCGGCGCCAAUAAGUACCGCUGUGAUUCUAAGUUCCGCUGGUGUUUACAUGGCAUCUGCUCCGACCUCAAGAAGAGCCUGGGCUUUGUGUCAAGGGUGGAAGCCUGUGAGACAGUGGCCGACACCCUGUUCAACACAGUGUGGACACUGGGCUGCAGACCCUUCAUGAACAGCCAGAGGGCAGCAUGUAUCUGCGAAGGAGAGGAGAAAGACGAGCUGUAGAGAAUUCCCCAUCUCAAACAGCACAGCACCAUACAACACAACACAACAUUCAGCACAAUACAACACAACACAACACAAAAUGAUACAAAAUGACACAACAGUGACAACCACAUGAAAGCACUUACACACGUGCAAGCACACACACUUUCUCUCUCUAACCCCACACACAUGCACACACACACUC